Molecule: messenger RNA, 1428 nt
Organism: Lodderomyces beijingensis
Lineage: Eukaryota; Fungi; Ascomycota; Pichiomycetes; Serinales; Debaryomycetaceae
Source: the annotation of a GenBank genome assembly
AUGACGGACCCCGUCUUCAACAAGCAGAACGACAUCAACGCCCUCAACAAGGAAUUGAAGAAAUCGCUGCUUUCACUCCACAACCGCCUUCAAUCGAUCCUCCACGACGCCAAGUUCGUCACACGAGUGCGCGACAGCUUCCCCCACCCCUACCCCUUGAUCGCUAACGAAAGAUGCGGUCUCUGGUACGUACCCACCCAGGACCGCUCAGGGACCUGCUACUUCAAAUCAACCGAUGGGCACACUAACGUGUGGUCCUUUUCCUAUCGGAGGUUGAAUUUGCAUUUGUUGUCGCUUGUGCGAGCACACGGUGCUGUGAUAGUCGUUGACUCGACGCGUCGGGGGAAGCGCAUGCCGGAUGCCAUGUUGAAGACCAUACCGAUAUGGUGCGCCGUGCUCACCUCGGUGCUAUAUCGAGAAUCGCCUUCGCUGGAUCAUUGGUUGCGCACGCCGGAGAUGGUGCCGCAAAGUGAACGCCAUGCCAUACUCCAGUUGAUCCCGGGUUUCAUCCGCGAGCUCCAAGGUAUGAACUUGGUCGAUCGCGAAAAGUACAAGUUGGAUAAGCCCUUGUGUCCGAGGUGGAUCUAUCCGGGAUGUCCUGCGCAGGAGGUGGGUGAUGAUGAGUGCUAUUAUAUAUAUUGCGUUUCGGCGUCGCGGAAGGUGCUGGUGCACAAGUCGAUGACGGUUAGAGGCGAUGGCGAUGACGAUGGUGGUGCUCCCAGUGUGCUGUUUGAAUACGUGCAGGGUUCAGCCGACGACCAUGAGUUGUGGAUACCGGAAACCUUGCCCCAUUUCGGUGCUGACGAGUUUUGGGAUGUGGCCGACGAGAUUGUAGAUGGGUCCACUGGUUUCUUGCCCGCGUGGUACAAUGACGAUGAAUUGAAGAAGAAGUUGGCGCAGUUAUUGCUCCAACCUAGGCCCUCAACGAGCUCAUUCGAGCUCCAUGACGUUGGCGCUACGAAUUUGAAAUUCGGCAAAAUCAUCAACGACGUGAAGUGCCGGGAUUUGCCGGCAGACACCACGGUGGUUGUGUUCCAUGACCGCUUCAAGAUUCUCCGAGACGAUGACGACGACGAGGAAACAUCUGCGAGAAAAGUGCUCGCGUACGCGGUGCCGAGCAACAAACGAGGCUCAAACAUGUUGCGAUCUAUUAUCCCCGAGGUGAUGUCGAAAAUCGACUUGCUGGCGCCGCUUGUGGUGUUAUGCGAAACAGGGCAGGAUAUAUGCAUGGGGAUUGUCUUGGCGGUGCUAUACGUGGCGUUCGAUUUGGACUGGAAUAGAGUAGAUGCGCCGCCUGCUGCUUCGAAAGCCUUGGUCAAGCAGCAUCUAAGCAAGCUUUCGGAGCUGCACAAGGUGAACCCGAGUCGCAGUACAUUGCAAAGUGUAAACAGUUUUCUAUUUAGCUCAAAUAUGUUUAUACAUAUAUAG